Molecule: messenger RNA, 3156 nt
Organism: Effrenium voratum
Lineage: Eukaryota; Dinophyceae; Suessiales; Symbiodiniaceae
Source: the annotation of a GenBank genome assembly
AUGGAGAAGAAGCUGAGUACACUGGGCGAGGCUCCCCCCGUCAAGGACGAGGUGGAGUACUUGGUUUGCAUCUUGGACCGCAGCUGCUGCCACGCCGACCUCGCCAAGAUUGCGCAGGAGCAGCUCUUCCGCCUGCUUUGCGUGCUGCCUUCCAGGGCGGAGACCUUGUCGGCGCGGCUCAUGGCCCUGCGCGCGCUGAGCCGCUGCUCCUUCGUGGCACCCGAGUGCAUGAAUGACUUCGGCGUCGAGGGGACUGCCUGCCUGCAGCGCCUGGAUUGCAUUGAGCCUGAGCCCAUCCCGUCGCCCGUCGCCCGGAUGUUCUCGAGGUACAUCAUGGCCGUGACGUCUUCCUUGAGCCUGGGGAGUUCCGAGACGGCCGAGAAGGCUGCGGUCCGCCGAAGGCUGAUUCAGGAGGUCAAGGAGUCUUUGGCGGCCAACGCGGCCCUGGCGCCGCUGGUGGAGCACUUCUCCAGGACAAUCCUCUGUGAGGCGGUGUCCGUGUCCCGCAGUGUUUGCCAUGGCGCCUAUGAGCAGCUGGACCUUCUGGGCAUGCUGCAAGACCUGCAGGACUCCUUCGAAGUCACGGUGGCAGACUUUGACCGGCUGGAUGGUAGCAAGGUGGAAGUGGCUGCAGCAGAACUCAUGAACAAGCUUGUUGCCUUGCUACAUGUCCUGCUGUGCACCAUGUUCCGGCAUGGCCGAGCCUCGCACAUGUACACGAAGGAUGCAGAUGAUGUAAAGGAGCGUGCCAAUGGAGGCUUCUCCGACGGCGAUGUGAAGGCCGCAGUGGACGGCCUGAUGCAGGUCCUUGACAAGGUGCAGGUCAUGCUUCAUCUAGGAAGUACUGACAAGGGCCAUGGUGGCAACCUUCCAGAGUUGCUUGCCACCGACAUCCGGGUCCUGUUCUACCUGACAGCUUUGCUCCGUGAGGCGUCCUGCAAGCCGUUGGAUUCCCCAUUCUUGCGGGUGACCCGAUCCACUGCCUACUUCGAAGUGCUGCACUCCUGCAUCAACCUGUCUCUAGCUCGCUUCCAGCGGGAGGCCAAGGGGCCCCCGCCCAGGGACCUGUGCGCGAACAAGCUGAAGGGCGGCCCCACAGAUAGCCCCCUGUCUCAGUUCAUGGACGACUUCGACCUGGGCCUCAUCUUUGAACACCUCAUCGUGUGCUUGAGGCACACCUUGGUGCAGGCCAUGUACAUCGCACCAGAGGUGAGCACCAAGCUCUUGCCCUGGGCUUGGGUGUCGCAAGAGCGGCUACCUAUGCACAAGGACAUCAUGAACUGGCUGCCGCAGAUUGUGAAGCGUUACAAGCACAUCUCCGCCAUCCGCACCGAGACGCUCCGCUACUUUGCCUGUGCCGCCUCCUACGAGUGUGCCCCCUUUGCACGCCCAGAGGACAUCACGAUUGAGGCCGUGGAGGACGACGACCGCUCCGUGACGGACUCGCCCAUGGCGUCGCCGACGGCCCACGGCGACGCCGGCGACGCCGCGGACCCAGGCGCGGGAGCGGCCGAGGUGCCGACGGGCCCCGCGGGUCCCGCAGCCGCGGGUCCCGCAGCCGCGGGUCCCGCAGCCGGUCCCGAGCGGGAGGCCCUGCACGACAGCUCCACGGAGACUCCGGUGGACCCGGCCAUCCGACUGCCCUUUGGCGGCUUGAUCUCCCUGAGGCAGAAGGAGCUCAGAAACUUCUUGGCCGAGGAACUGGAGAGAUCCGAGGACAUGUACUCUCUGUGCCUGGCCAUGCUGUGCGUUGCCAACUUUGCCGCCUACGAAAGGCGGGUGCUCGAGGGUCCGACCUCCAAGAAACUGGGCAAGCACCUCCCAGUGGAGGAGAUGUCUCGGCUGCUGCGUGGAGUUGUGAAAGUGCUGAAGCAAAUUCCGAGCUUCGACGACUGGGAUGUGGCAAACACUAUGACCUUGCAUGCUCUUCGUUUCAUUUGCAACUUGUUGGCCUUCGAGGUGGAGUUCAUCACCGCGGAGCUGCAGCAUCUCAACGCCUUGGAGGAGGUGAGCAAGUUGUUCGAGUACUGGUUCCACGACGAGGACAAGAUUGAGGACGACAAGCUGUACAUCCAGACGCUGCAGAGCUUCAUUCUGUUGGUGCGGAACUGGAGCUGCGGCAGCUGCCGGGCGGAGCUUAAGGUCAAGGAGAAGAAGGAGACUGCCACCUCACGCGAGGAGCGUGACUCUGCGGCGAGCUUGCUGAAGGUCUUCAAGUCGGGCAUCAACGUGCCGUACCUUAUCACUCUGACAAUGAAGUUCUCGAAGACGCUCAUCACAGGCAGACGGCCGAUUCCCAACAAGGACGAGGAGAGGGACAAAGUGAUUGGUGACGUGCUGGUGAUCCUGCAGACGCUGCUCAGGCGCACAGACACCCUCCAGAACAUGAGCUGGGAGAAGGUGGACAUCAUCGACUAUGAGAACUUCCUGUACGUCCUGAAAACUCACCGCCUAAGGCGCACCGAGAUUCUGGAGGAUGAGCAGAUCCUGAACACUUUAUACUUGAUGGUGAAGCAGGCCUUCCCCUUCAAGGGCCUGGUGUUUUUGGAGUAUUUGAUGGAGGUGGCGUAUGGGGACCACCGGGAGGAGCACACGACGCUGCAGGACAUGGCCGCGGUGUGCUGCGCCAUCAUCUCCACGCAAAACGCGACGGACGCGUCCACGCCCACGGUGAACGUGGCCAGCGUGGUGAAGGACAACGCCCAGUUUGUGCACGCGCUGGACCGAGUCCCGGAUCCCAAGAUGCAGAUCUGGCACUACCGUCUGCUCACCGGCUGGAGCCGUCGGCCCAAGGUGCUGGAUGACUUGGUGGGGGAUGCGGAGGCAUUGAAGUUCGUGGUGGACCACCUGCUGGAGACCCACUUGUGCCGCUACAGCGUGGUCAUCGUGCACAACAUCUCUAUGCUGCGGUCCGCCGCUCUGCUGAGCCCCGGGCACAUCUCCACCAUCUGCGAGGCCUACGCCCAGCUGGGCCCCGGCGCCACGCUGCACCGCGGGGACGAGCAGCAGCGGCGCCUGGUGCGGCGCCUGCUGCUGGCCUCUGUGAGGAACUGCCUUUGGCACGGCUCCGGCGCCGGCCUCAGCGACCCGGACAUGCUCAGCGUCAUCAACCUCGUGGCCUGCAUUGAGGACCGACUCUCCCACCGCUGCUCUUGA